Molecule: messenger RNA, 1832 nt
Organism: Tilletiaria anomala UBC 951
Lineage: Eukaryota; Fungi; Basidiomycota; Exobasidiomycetes; Georgefischeriales; Tilletiariaceae
Product: DNase I-like protein
Exons: 4
Coding region: 121-1578 (485 amino acids)
Cellular component (GO): cytoplasm
Molecular function (GO): sphingomyelin phosphodiesterase activity
Source: RefSeq, a predicted model, not a curated record
CGAGUGGCGUCCUCUGAAGACUGCACUUCCAGGCCGUAGAGGCAAGAGAAAGGUCUGCUGCCGUGCCGUGCACCGAGAGGAAAGGAUUGUUCAUUGCUUGCUUGGACGAAACGGCCAACGAUGGCGGGCGAGUUGCGAGUCCUCAGUCUGAAUUGCUGGGGCCUCCCGCAGCCCCUAUCAAAGGCCAAGCAAGUGCGCAUGCGAGCGAUCGCCGCCCGUCUUGCGUUGUCAUUCUACGACAUUGUCGGUCUGCAAGAGCUUUGGGUCUCCUCGAUCGAUUAUGUAGAAUUCAAGAGCGCUUUGUCCGUCCGUUUCCCGUACUCCAAAUUCUUCUACGGCGGCAGCUUCGGGAUGGGGCUCGCCAUCUUUAGCCGCUUUCCCAUUGUCGAGACACAGAGUCGCAGCUAUACGUACAACGGCUGGCCUGUUGCCGUCGCACACGGCGACUGGAUUGUCGGCAAAGGUGCUGGCUGCGCGACCAUCAGCGUGCAGUCCUCGCCAGAAGGAAGCAUCGAAGACGGGUUUCUGCUCGAUGUGUGGGUCACGCACACCGUCGCAGCCGGCGGUGAAGAUGGUCCGGAGCAUGCGCGCUGUCCACGCAUCACGCAGACGUACGAGCUGGCACAUUGGGCACGCGAGAGCGCCGAGCGCGGGAGACACGUCAUCGCUCUGGGUGACUUUAACUGCACGCCGCCAUCGCUGUCGACGGGCAUGAUGCGGCACAUUGGCCAAUUCAGCGACGCGUUCCUCGAAACUCACCCCUCCUUGCCGCCCAACGCUACGACGCUACCAUCCGACUCGGGCGCAGAGAGCAGUUCCCAGUUGCAUAUACAGAUGCAACGUCAGCAGCAGCCCGAUCCCCAGCGGGCCAUCGACGAAUUGGGCGUCACGUGCGAUUCGCCGCUGUGCACUUGGACAGCGGGUAAGAAGCUCGACGCGCGAGCGCAGCAGGGCGCAGGGAAGCGGCUCGACUAUAUUUAUUACACCGGUCCUCGCCGUGGCGAGGGUAUGUACAAUCGUAGACAGGCAGCCGCGCAUGGCCGACUCAAGGCGCGCGAAUGCCAGGUGUGCUUCACCGAGCCCAUCCCCGGGCACGGCUUUUCAUAUACAGAUCACUUCGGAGUCGAGGCCGUCUUUGACAUUGCAUCAGAGUCGGCGCAGCCUUCCUCGGCGUUUUCAUCGUGCAUGACAGCGUCACAAUCCACUGCGAUCCGAACGCUCGAGUUGUCCAUAAACGCUUUGACGAUGGGCCAGAGACAAGCAGGCAAGCAGCAGCGCACGCAGCUCACCGGAUUCUUUGUCAUCCUCAUCAUCGCUGUUGCCCUCGUCAUCGGGAGCGGUUUCCAGUCCGUGAAAGGCGUUGGUGUCGUGUUCACGUUCCUCAGCGUCGUAGCUGGCUGGGGCGCGACGACAUUGUUGUACAGCGGGCUCAUUUGGGGCGAGUGGGAGAAACGUAUAUACACGACCUUCCGCGAGUCGAUGGCGCUCGAACUGGCGCAUCUUCAACAGCCGCCGUCGCCGCCCUUGGGACCGGCGCGAAAUGACAGUGUCACUAUCGCGGAUGUGUCAUUGAUCUGACAUAGACCUCGCCUGAAUACGGAGCAGGGGAUAGGAUACCGAAUCUUUUUUGAAAAGUGCAUGCUCAUAGCAUAUCAAGGCAUUCCACAUGCCCCUUGGCUGAUUAUUGUUGCGCGUCGAACAAGAGCUGGCUGGUGGCGAGGCACAAGUUGACCUCGUCCGCCAUGGGAAUGACCCUGCAAGGCUCGGUCAGGGAAGCGAUCGACAAAGAGGUCUGCCAAGCUACUCACAUGUCCCAGUAUUUGGAUAGCUCU